CCAUGACUUGCGCCUUACAAUCCUCUGUGUCGCGUGCCUGCCCUUGUACAAUUGACGACACGCUUUCUGGCGGCCGACCGCUUGCGCAUGCGAACGCCCCCGGGAGCUCCAAUGCUACCGGCGCAUUUAAAUUCUCCGUGCUACAAAACCCUGCGCCCCGCCUGGUCGUCCUGCGUAACGAAUGACGGAGACACAAAAGAACGCGCCCAAGGGAUCCAAUGGCACGGCCGCCCGCGUCACGGACUCGGACAGCGUGGAGGCGUCCAUGACUACGACGGGAGCUGGUAAUAAUAGACACAACGGCACGACCAAGUCCACCACCGCACCGCAGAAGCCCGCGUCGACAGCGAACCCUGGCAACAAUGGCGACAGCAAGGAGCCUGGCAGCGGUGCAAAGAGCGGCAAGAAGCGUCGGAAGGUCAAUCAUGCAUGCAUCUACUGCAGACGCUCGGUGAGCUCCCAGAGCCUAUUGCCUUCAAAAUUUCCCCCUUUACCUCCCUCAUUCCCUGGUCCCGUACAUCGUCUUUGAUUGGCAGUUGCGAAUUGCAGCGUGCCCAGGUGCCCGUGAGAGCGAAGACGAUGGAGACGGUGUUUGCUAACGUUACCUGUGCCUCCGUUCCAGCACAUGACCUGCGAUCUCGAUCGACCAUGUACGCGAUGCAUCAAGAGAAACAUUGGCCAUCUGUGCCACGAUGAGCCGCGAGAGCCAUCCAAGAAGUCGAAGUCGGACCAGACGGCAGGCCCCGAGAACGAGCCUCCGCAGAAGCUCGAUCCUACUGGCACAGGUGGAUCGCUCAGUCUAGGUAGACAGCAGACGGAUGCCGCAGGCCUUGGGUUGAGCCGCCUCGGUCAGAACCAAGGCAACACGGCGUCACUCAUGCAGCCCACACCCGUCGCCGCGCAACGAGCCUCUUCCAUGGCAGGCAGUAGCCAAACACCUUUACUUGGGUUUCAAGACUGGACCUUCAGCUUAGGGUCGCCGCCCCAGACCAAUUUCCCGGGAGACAUGCACAGCUUCCACCCUCAGUAUUCCUUUGGGACGUCCGAAGUGUCGAACGAAUACAAUCUGCUCAACGACUUUUUGACCAACAGCAUGCUGGAAGACGGGGCCAUGUACUCUAACGAGGAUGCAAACACCCUUUUCCAGCAGGACACCUCUUUUCCAAACACGAUACACACGCUCAACAAUAACCUCUUCGCCUCAAGCCUUCAACCAAGCCAGUCAAAUCAAAUGUUGCCUCCGUCUCAGGCUGCGGUAGGAAAUGCCAUAUCUCGACCUACGUCGGGCUUCCCUCUCGACAAAGCCCGCGAAGCCUUCUACAUGACUGCAGCUGACCCUGCAGGCAAUGAUUCCCCAGCCGAACGCCUCAAGAAGCUAAUGCGAGCCAAGUACGAAGCUGGCCUGCUUAAGCCAUUCAAUUAUGUCAAAGGAUACGCUCGUUUGAGCGAAUAUAUGAGCAAGAACCUGGCGCCGCAAUCAAGGAACCGAAUAGUGCGUCAGCUUGACAACUUCCGGCCAAAGUUUAGAGAGCGAAUGCAGGCACUAACGGAUAUGCAAUUGGUGCUCGUCGAGAUUGAAUUCGAGAGGCGACUGAUGGAGUACGACCGCGUUUUUGCCAGCAUGGCGAUUCCUGCGUGCUGCUGGAGACGUACGGGUGAGAUCUACAGGGGGAACAACGAGAUGGCGAAGCUGCUGGGCGUACCGAUCGAAAUGCUGCGUGACGGUAAGAUGGCUAUUCACGAGAUUUUCGCCGAAAACUCGCUCGUCAGCUACUGGGAGAAGUUUGGUGCCAUCGCAUUUGACUCGUCACAGAAAGCCAUACUCACCAGUUGCUCGUUACGAACACGAGAUCGCAACGCGCCGGAGCCCGAGCUUAGGUGCUGUUUUUCCUUCACCAUUCGUAGAGAUACCCAUCAUGUCCCUUCACUUAUCGUUGGCAACUUCUUGCCCAUCAAAGCAGCCGAUACAUAGGCCAUUUGCACUCUGGGGAACAGGGUGCUGCGCCAAUCAUCCAGCAUGACUCACUUGGUUACCAAAAGACACAGGAGCCGCUUUGAAUCUAGGGGAUGAGGGUGCGACGUCAGGGUAUGUAGUGUACAUAAAAGCGAGCAUCACCAGCAAAAUGAAGGGACCAUUGUAGUUUGGAAGGGUUCGUUAAAAGGCUGUACGCGCCCGACUACACGUCGGUUCAUGCGCAAUGGUUUUUUGUCAUCAUUAGUGGGCGGCGCGUUCAGCGAAAAUUAGCCAACAAUUCAAUUUCUGGAUCAAACGCUUGCGUCGUCUUCGUCAGCAAUCUGGGGCACUGCUGCUCACAGCGAGAAGGAGCGAUGAUUCAGUCGCGACUUCUCUCUCCUCUCCAGGGGGUUGGUACCUACCUGUCGAGGAGGCUCUUCAGUCCUCGUUAUUAUCAACGUCUCGAAAGCCUUCUUCUCUCAACCUUUCCCGCUUCUAGG
This is a messenger RNA of Verruconis gallopava, 2454 nucleotides long. RefSeq lists its product as hypothetical. Gene Ontology annotation, cellular component: nucleus. NCBI's taxonomy places the organism in Eukaryota, Fungi, Ascomycota, Dothideomycetes, Venturiales, Sympoventuriaceae. Gene Ontology annotation, biological process: regulation of DNA-templated transcription. The record is from RefSeq and is a predicted model, not a curated record. The transcript is spliced from 6 exons. Gene Ontology annotation, molecular function: zinc ion binding; DNA-binding transcription factor activity, RNA polymerase II-specific; RNA polymerase II transcription regulatory region sequence-specific DNA binding. Bases 626 to 1972 code for a protein of 448 amino acids.